AUGAUGAAUAUUAAAAGUAUAAUUCUUCUACACAUAUUUCUUUUUGUUAUUACUACAUCGUCACCAAUAUAUAAUUACCAUACUUCAAUAAAUGAAGAUAAUGAUUUAAAAUUGACAAAAGAAUUAACAGAAUUUUUAGAAUUGGUUAUUCAAAGAUUUGAAAAAACGAUGAAAUUAGACGUUAAAAAACCACGAGAAAACAUUAGCAAUUAUAGCAAAAAUAAUGAUCUAAAAGAUUCAAUAGAAGAAAUAGAAGAAUCAGGAUAUUUUGGAGGUGAUAUGGUUCUUACUGAAAAUCAAGCUGAUGAAAUAUUUGAACAAGUUUCACAAGCGGCUAAUAAUAAUAAUGUUAGCAUUUCUGACUUAUCAUAUGUAACAAAAAGAAAAAGAAGAAAGAGAAAAAUAAAAAAUGACACUUCAUUGAAAUGGGACACUUCAAUAGCAUAUUACGUUGAUACAGGAGUAAAUAGUUCAUUAGUUGAUGAAGCUUUACGAUUAAUACAAAAAGAAACUUGCAUAGAAUUUGUAAAAAUAAGUCAAUCAUAUAAACUUAGAGAAGGUUUGAAAUUUUACUCUGGUAAAGGUUGCCAUAGUCAUGUUGGUAAAAUUAGUCAAUAUGCAGCUCAAGAAGUAAGUAUUGGACCAAAAUGUCAUACCAUUGGAACUAUUCAACAUGAAACUAUGCAUGCAUUAGGAUGUGAACAUGAACAAUCAAGAGCGGACAGAGAUGACUAUUUAAAACUAUUCAUGGAAAAUGUAAAAAAAGGACAUGAACAUAAUUUUCUUAAAAUUGAUUUAAAAACUUUUUUAACAUAUGAAACUAAAUAUGAUUAUGGUUCUAAUAUGCAAUAUCAUUCUAAAGCAUUUAGUGAAGCUAAAAACUUUACAAUGCUUCCAACUUUACCAUUUUAUGCAAAUACUUUAGGUAUGGAUGAGGGGAUGUCUUUUCUUGAUACCAAAUUGUUAAAUUUGCAUUAUUGCAAUGAUUUGUGUUUAAAUAGCUUAAAAUGUAGGCGUGGGGGAUAUCAAGAUCCUAAUAAUUGCAAAGUUUGUAAAUGUAUAGAAGGAUUUGAAGGUCCUACGUGCAAUGAAUUACCAAAACCUAAACCAGAAUGUGGUAAUGUUGUUCGAUAUAACAUCACAAAUGAAAUGACAAAAAUUAAGGUCGUAGGUAAUUAUAGUUGUAUUUAUCAUUUAAAAGCACCAAAAGGUAGUAAAAUAAAAAUAAAAAUAUUAUUUUCGGCUUAUCUGCCAAAAAAAAGAAACACGUGUCAAAAACAAAAUAGUCUAGAAAUAAAAUAUUUAAGAGAUAAAACACAAACUGGAGCAUUCUUUUGUGAUACUCAAGAAGGUUUAACUCUGGAAACAAAAGAUCAUUAUGUUCUUCUUUAUCAUAGAAGCAAUAAACAAUACAAUGGAGUAGAACUUACAGCAAAAAUUUUAACGCCUAAAUAA
Strongyloides ratti is the source of this 1455-nucleotide messenger RNA. RefSeq names its product Astacin-like metalloendopeptidase. The record is from RefSeq and is a predicted model, not a curated record. Lineage: Eukaryota; Metazoa; Nematoda; Chromadorea; Rhabditida; Strongyloididae. Bases 1 to 1455 code for a protein of 484 amino acids. Gene Ontology annotation, biological process: molting cycle, collagen and cuticulin-based cuticle; proteolysis. Gene Ontology annotation, molecular function: metalloendopeptidase activity; zinc ion binding. The transcript is spliced from 2 exons.